GGAAAACAUUUUCCAGGUACAAAUACACUGGAAUAGACCGGCAGAGAUGUCCUCUACAUGUCUGAAGUCUCAGAGACUGACAGGUGGUGUGUCCAGGCCGUCAUCCACCGUGAGGUCCCCCGGAGUCCUGCCCGGUCGGUUUGCCAAGAGGAACGAAAACUUCAUAGAAAGGAUGCCACCGGAAGUCCUCCUGAAGAUUCUCUCCUGGUUAGAUGCAGGCUCUCUCUUCUGUGUCGGCCUUGUCAACAAGCGUUUCCAGGAACUGGCCAGCAACAAUGCUUUGUGGUAUCAGCUGUAUACCUGCCAACAAGCUAAAAACAAGAGACCCACACUAGUCGGUGGUGUGACAGAUGGUAUGGGAAUGACUCACAUAGAGGAAAAGCCUAAGGGAUACUGGAGAAGACUGCUCUUCAAAGAUCUGACCGGCCACAGUGAAAAAUGGAGGAAGAAACUUAAAGCCAUUAAUUACUACACAGGCCUGCCAAACCAGUCAGAGCAAGUGCUUAGGACUCUCCCUGUUGCGUGGGAGAUCAAAGUGACUGAGGCCACCGGGCGAGAGAGCUCCUUCGAGCAGACAGGCAUUUACUACGCUGACACGUCCGUCACAGUGAGCUGGAGUGCGGUCCGCUGGCCGCGGAUUGACCGGAUCGCUUCACUACAGCUGCAUGGGGUGAUGCGGGUACCCCUUACCUGUCCACGCACAUACAGGCCAGGCUGGAGGUCACUGCUAGCUACGGUGGCAUUAAACAAGUGUGCUGGGCAGGUUUAUGCUUCAGAUAGACUUGUCGAGCUGCUGUUUCUGGAUCAGGGUGUGACAGUAGGUGUUUGGCAGGAGCCACGUGAAAUUGCCUUCAUCAUGGUGAACUUGCACUAUCACAGGCUGGUAGAGCGGAGUCUCCUGGGUUCAUCCACUGCCCCGUAUCAUCCAGAUGAGGACAAGGCCCCUUCUGACGAUGUGGACCCGGAGUACGGUCUCCAUGGAUACACUUUGCAUAUUGAGAUGCACAACACAGUGAAGAAAAUCGCUUCAGCACGCUUUGACCAGCUUUUCUGCAGGAAAGAUCAGAUUGUUAAUGGUUACGUGCAGCUGAGCGUUAUCAGUCGAGGAAGCAGAUGGAAGCAUGUUCCUGUGUCUGGAAGCAUCAGUCUGCCCUGGAUGACUGAGGCCUUACGGGGACGUCUAGAGGGUUGUUGCAUGAUGGCCCUCACUGUCCUUGAUGAAAUCCAGACACCCUUCUGGUGCUUCAGUGGGCCUGUGUCCAUGACCGAGUCAAACCAGACGGACGUGUCCUAUGACUACAGAGGAAAGAGCUACUUUAUCCAGCGUUGGGACUCAGAAGGGAAGGUGGAGAUAGAACUGCAGUGGGUGGAAGAGGAGAAACAGUAUUUCAUGGUUAAUCUACUCAUUUUCCUCCCCGUUAGCAAAGUAAACAAGCACUUUGGGAGGGAUUAUUGAGACCUUUGUGAACAUUUCAGUUUGUUUACAUAUCAGUUCCAGACAGUCUCUCUGUGUUAUAUGCUGUCUGUGUUCAAUGUUUCUGGGGUUUUUUUUUUUCUUUUGUGAAGUUAAACUUUAAACUGAAUUCCUGCUUUAGUGAGUUUUGCAUUCAGAGUCGUGUCAUUGUGAAGUGAAUCUGAUGGGUUGCUCUCGGUAUGAACUGAGAAUGUCUCACCGAUGACAGUAAUGCUUACCUUCUCAUGUGUGUAUGUCUCAUAUCUGUAUGAUGGUUGUAUAUAUCUGUAUAUCUUGUAUCUAACGGUUUUGUAUGUCUGUAUAUUUCGUAUCUGUGUAAUGGUUGUAGUUUGAACAUUUCCUCUGCCAUUUGAAAAUAGGAAAGAAAAGAUUUUUUUUCAGUCCUAUUUUGAUAUAAAUAGAACAUGUCACUGUUAUUUUUAUAUUUCAUGUAAUUUUCUACAUGUUGAGGCUUACUGGGAGCUUUUAAUAGAAAAUGUUUUAAUUUUGCUUGUGAGAAUAAAAUCAGCAAGUUAUCCUA
Molecule: messenger RNA, 1994 nt
Organism: Electrophorus electricus (electric eel)
Lineage: Eukaryota; Metazoa; Chordata; Actinopteri; Gymnotiformes; Gymnotidae
Gene: fbxo15
Product: F-box protein 15
Cellular component (GO): SCF ubiquitin ligase complex
Molecular function (GO): protein binding
Source: RefSeq, a predicted model, not a curated record